AUGAGGAAUACAGUCAUAACAAACGGAAACCCAACUAAAUCAAAUGAAAUAAAUAUAAACACAGUGGAAUCAACUCAGCCAAACUUGACUAGAACCAAACGAAAGAGAAAUAGACGUUUCAAUAGAAAGAGGAAAAGACGAAACAAAGGAGAGAUCGCGACAGUGACCUCAACUUUGUACAAUCUGUCCAAUGUCCAUCUAACUGAGUCACAACAAAAAGUCCUAAAAAAAGGCCUUGGCUUUAGUCCUACUCCCGACAGAUUCGAUAACUUUCAACUGCAAACAGACAUUAAUAAAACUAUUCGCAACUACCGCUUGAGAGAAUACUUUUUUGAUCCAUUCUCCAGUCAAACCAUCAGCGAAGUAGCUGAAACAUAUCCGAAAUCCUUACGUGUUCCAAGUAGAUGGACACCGCCUACUGGGAGAAAUUCUGACUUAGAUCACUUCGCUAACACUCUAAAACGGGAAAUCCAGAAAACGACAUCAAAGAAACGUACAUUUUCCAAUCUCAAAAAAGACGAAGUCGAGGCCUUGAGGGAACUAGAACAAAGAGCAGCAAGGGAUAUCAUCAUAGUACCUGCGGAUAAAGGCGGGGGAACUUGCAUACUCUCCCGAACUGACUACAUCACAGAAGGUAUGCGGCAUCUAUCGGAUAACUUGGUAUACAAGUGCAUUCCAAAAGACAUAUCUAUACAAAUUGGCAACAAAGUAACCAAAUUAUGUCAUAAUAUGAGGGAAGCCGGCAUUAUUGAUGACAUACUACUCAAAGGGAUAACUCCAAAAAGACCUAAACCAGGUCGUUUACGUUUACAACCAAAAGUGCAUAAGAAAAAUCACCCCAGUCGGCCAAUCAUAUCAACAAACGGAACUGCAACGGAAAAAUUAUCAGCUUUCAUAGAUUACAAAUUAACUAACCUCAUGUGCAAAGAGGUUAUACCAUCAUAUGUCAGAGACAGUAUGGAUUUUCUGAAUAUUCUGAAAAAAAUUGACAAUAUUCCGCCAGGAUCUUAUUUAGUAACCAUGGACGUGACUUCCUUGUAUACAAAUAUUCCACAUAAAGAUGGCAUCUUAGCGGUGGAGAAGUAUCUCAGUAAAUAUACCACAGAAAAACGGGAAAUUCCAUAUAUUAAAGAAGCAGUUAAUAUGGUUCUUGAUAAUAAUAAUUUUUAUUUGACGGAAAGCAUUAUCUCCAAAUCAAUGGGACAGCGAUGGGAACUAAGAUGGCUCCCAAAUAUGCAAACAUAUUUAUGGCAUACUUAG
Styela clava is the source of this 1260-nucleotide messenger RNA. The record is from RefSeq and is a predicted model, not a curated record. NCBI's taxonomy places the organism in Eukaryota, Metazoa, Chordata, Ascidiacea, Stolidobranchia, Styelidae.